AUGCCUCCAAGAAAGAGCAAUGUCUCGACUGCACCCGCAGAAGACUCUCCCAAACCUUCCGCAAAAGCAGCAAAAGACGAAGACGAUGGUCUCAGCGUAGAAGACCUCAACCUCCCCAAAUCAAUAGUGCAGCGCCUGGCAAAGGGCGUGCUCCCACCGAACACACAGAUACAGAAAGAUGCGCUGCUGGCCAUGUCAAAGGGCGCAACCGUCUUCGUCAACUACCUCACAUCGAUCGCUGCCGAGCAUGCCGCACGCAGCGGCAAGAAGACCGUCAUGCCCAAAGACGUGUUCGACGCCCUGCAAGAGCUAGAAUUCGACUUCAUGCUCCAACGAGUCGAGGCCGAAGUCCACAAGUUCACCUCGAUACAGGCCGACAAGCGCAAUACGUACCGUAAGAAGGUGCGCGAGGAGAAGAAGGCCGCGAAGGAUAAGCCUACGAACGGGGCAGAGGAGGAUGAUUCUCCGCCGGCGAAGCGAGCCAGAAGGUCGGACGGCGCCGAGGUGGCGGGGUCAGAUGAUGAGGAUGUGGAUGAGACGGCGGAUAUGGAACAAGAAGAUGAGGAGGUGGAAGACGAUGAAGUAGAAGAGGAUGCGCCUGAGGAGGACCCCACCGAGGACCUGCUAGAAGAGAAGGAGAAAGAUGAGUCGGAUGAUGAGAUGGCGGAUGGGAACGAGAGCGACUAA
Messenger RNA from Didymosphaeria variabile, 687 nucleotides. RefSeq lists its product as uncharacterized. Gene Ontology annotation, biological process: leading strand elongation; DNA damage response; heterochromatin formation. Gene Ontology annotation, molecular function: chromatin DNA binding; protein heterodimerization activity. The transcript has 3 exons. Lineage: Eukaryota; Fungi; Ascomycota; Dothideomycetes; Pleosporales; Didymosphaeriaceae. The coding region runs from base 1 to 687 and encodes 228 amino acids. The record is from RefSeq and is a predicted model, not a curated record. Gene Ontology annotation, cellular component: epsilon DNA polymerase complex; CHRAC.